Messenger RNA from Clupea harengus (Atlantic herring), 3201 nucleotides. RefSeq names its product growth arrest-specific 7b (gene gas7b). The coding region runs from base 206 to 1219 and encodes 337 amino acids. The record is from RefSeq and is a predicted model, not a curated record. Gene Ontology annotation, cellular component: plasma membrane; cytoplasm; clathrin-coated vesicle. Gene Ontology annotation, biological process: neuron projection morphogenesis; clathrin coat assembly; clathrin-dependent endocytosis. Gene Ontology annotation, molecular function: protein binding. Lineage: Eukaryota; Metazoa; Chordata; Actinopteri; Clupeiformes; Clupeidae. The transcript has 10 exons.
CACACACACACACACACAUGAACAACAUGCUGCGCAGUACUCUGCUCACCUACCUCCCACCCCACUCACCACGGCAACAGCAGCCGCUGCAGCAGCAACAAGAUCACAACAGAGAGCAGCAAAAAAAAGAGGGGGCAUCGAGAGAGAAAGAGAAGGGGAGAGAGAGAGUGAGAGAGAUAGAGGCAAAAGAAAAAAUAAUUCAACCAUGUCUGACACAGAGGGGAGCUUUGACGACGGGUCUUGUGUCUGUCCACAGAGUCCCACGUCCACUUCGCCCACCUCGAAACAGCAGGACAAGGAGACAACAAUUACGAUCAACUGUGUGACAUUCCCACUGCCUCUCAACAUGACAGAGCAGCAGCUGCUGAAACCGGAUGAGUGGAGCUACUGUGACUAUUUUUGGACAGACAAGAAGGACCCCCAGGGGAACCCGUCUAUCUCGGGCUUCGAGGUUCUGCUGCAGAAACAGCUAAAGGGGAAACAGAUGCAGAAGGAGAUGGCAGAGUUCAUACGAGAGAGAAUCAAGAUCGAGGAGGAAUACGCCAAGAACCUUUCCAAGCUGUCACAGAUUCCCUUAGCAGCACAGGAAGAAGGCACUCUGGGAGAGGCCUGGGCCCAGCUGAAGCAGAGCCUAGCGGACGAGGCCGAAGUUCACCUCAAGUUCUCCUCCAAGCUGCAGAGCGAGGUGGAGAAACCCUUUCUCACCUUUCGUGACAACUUCAAGAAGGACAUGAAGAAGUUCGACCACCACAUUGCCGACCUCAGGAAGCAGCUAGCCAGCCGCUACGCAUCCGUUGAAAAGGCCAGAAAGUCUCUCGUAGACCGACAGAAAGAUCUGGAAGUCAAAACACAGCAGCUGGAAAUCAAACUGAGCUCCAAGAUCGAGGAGGACAUAAAGAAAGCUCGCAGGAAAUCCACACAAGCAGGAGAUGAAUUGAUGAGAUGUGUGGAUCUUUACAAUCAGUCACAGUCUAAAUGGUUUGAAGAGAUGGUCACCACAAGCUUGGAACUGGAGAGACUAGAAGUAGAAAGAGUGGAGAUGAUUCGGCAACAUCUGUGUCAGUACACAACGUUGCGGCACGAGACGGACAUGUUCAACCAAAGCACAAUAGAGCCAGUGGACAAGCUCUUACAAAGCGUGGAUCCAGCCAAAGAUCGAGAGCUGUGGGUGAAGGAGCACAAGACGGGACAGGCCCGACCCGUGGACAUGGAGAUAUGACCAGGGGACCCCCAGACAGCGAGGGAGGGGCGUCCAGGAGCCCCAACAGCCAAACCUGGAGGCCCUAGGAAUACUGUUAGAACAGAAACUCUAUGGAAGGCACUCCCUCUGCACAACUAACUCUUUGCACGACGGAGAGAACCCAAUGUGUGAGGAAGGUGGGUCGAAAGGGUGGGUCACGUCAAACACUUUAGCCGCCAAAGUUUGCCGAAGUGUUACUGGCUGAAGUGCUUGACUGAAUGUCCCACCCCUUCCCCUCUUCCUCUUGAGACUGUGAUGUUCCUAAGGCAUUGGAGUGUUCUAAGGGGAACGUUUGAGCACAAACCCAUCUAAGAAAUCGACUCAGGAGAAAGGACUGCUCUCACAUGAGGAGAUCACUGCAUAAUGUGGACACGCUUUAAAUACAUAUAAAAUUAACUAUGCGUCAUUGUACAGCUUAGAGGAAUUGGUUGAGAGAAUAUUUCCAUGUUGCUCUAAAACUAUACAUAUACAGUAUAUUGACAGUGUAUCACCUGGCUUAUCCAUUCAAAAGUAUUACAAACUUACUAGCUGCUGCUAAACAAAAAAUUAGGAGAAAAAAAUAUGUAUUUUUAAGACUUAUGCACCCUGCUACCAGGGCUCUCUCUUCUAUCUUCGGAGGUGACCUUACUUUGACACCUGCCACAAACAGACGUCAUUCUCUUGUUACGUGUAGUUCCUGAAUUGAGUUAUUGCCUUCUAAACAUUUUACCUUGAAGUACGUCAUAAAACACUCUCCCAUGCUGCAUCACUUACUCACAUACCCUUCAUGUGAAUGUCCUUCAGAUGCCUGUGGAAAGACUUGAGUCUCGUUGGUCUAUGGUGUCUCCUCUACAGCCUGCUUGUGUAUGCAUAUAUUUUAUUGUUUAAGGUUACCACACAAAAUUAAAAAUUUUAAAUGGUAGUUUAUGCAAUAUCCUUUUCACGAUUCAAAAGCUGGGCCUACAUUUAUUUUUGUGUUCCCUGAGAAACUUAUACAGCCUUGAUCUAAGAAUACUGUGAUAGCAUGACAUGUUACAGCUAUUGUAUUCCUGCAUACAGUAUUCUGCUGUGUCGAAUCAUCCCUUUUCACAUGUCUUUUGUAAAUACAGUACAUCUCUUGCAUUUUUAUUUUGUGAUAUUUUAAUUUAUGUCUGGUAAAGUGCACUUUCUGCCAUGGUCAUUUUCUGAAUAACAUCCUCCUCCCCCUUCAGUAUAGACAGUGAAGCUUUAGUGAAUGUGGGAUGAAAAAUUUGACUCCGUAUUAAAAGUAUUCAGUCUAUGUCUGGUACAGGAGGGCCCUUAUCAUCCCAUAGGAUCCUCGUACUCACAGUACUGACACGUGGCUGCCAGCUAUGUCAGGCUCAUGGGUAUCGUGUUGUAGUUACCAUCAAGAGUUGGGGAAUACAUGGCAAAUAAUGUGUUCUAGAGUUUCAAUUUUAACUUUUGCUAAUUAUUAUUAUUAACAAUCCCCUCAGCAUCUGACCCAGCUAUCAAUUUAUCUCAGAUUUAGUUGACAGUCUGAUUCUCUGUAAUAAGAAACAGAGUGUGUUAUUGGAAACAGUUGGUUCAGGUGUGUGCUUAGGGGUGAGAGAAGACAAGAUGUAUAGAAUUGAAGAGGUACAGAUAAUAUAUUGAUUUUAUUUUACGCAAUGCCUAUUUUUAUACUGAAUGAAAUAACACUGUUUUCUUCCACUUCAGAUAUUUAACUGGAUCCCUUUCUUUUUUUUGUGUGUCAAUAAAAUCAUCAGCUUGAGUUUUUUUUUAUUUUAUUAUUAUUGCAAGGUCUUGCCAUUAUACUUGUGGCUGUUUCAUGUUGAUGCCUAUUGUUGUGCGAAAGUGUUUACCUGCAAACUGAUUCUAAUGGAAACCUAACAAUAACGUAACUGCAAACUGUACAUAAUGACAGGAAGUAGAGAAUGUUCUGCAUUCAGGUUUUGCUUUAUACCGGAGACACAAUGAUUAAAUUCAAAGUUAAAACCACA